Messenger RNA from Penicillium antarcticum, 963 nucleotides. Its product is annotated as Mrp/NBP35 family ATP-binding protein. The transcript is spliced from 2 exons. Bases 1 to 963 code for a protein of 320 amino acids. The record is from RefSeq and is a predicted model, not a curated record. Gene Ontology annotation, cellular component: cytosol. Gene Ontology annotation, biological process: iron-sulfur cluster assembly. NCBI's taxonomy places the organism in Eukaryota, Fungi, Ascomycota, Eurotiomycetes, Eurotiales, Aspergillaceae. Gene Ontology annotation, molecular function: ATP binding; 4 iron, 4 sulfur cluster binding; ATP-dependent FeS chaperone activity.
AUGCCUCUGACUGGUGUCAAAAAUGUUGUGCUGGUCCUCUCCGGCAAAGGAGGCGUCGGCAAAUCAUCCGUAACUCUUCAACUAGCCCUCGCGCUAUCCCUUCAAGGCAAAUCGGUCGGAAUCCUCGAUAUCGACCUAACAGGACCCUCAAUGCCACGACUAGUCGGCCUGGAAGAUGCCAAAAUCACACAAGCACCAGGUGGCUGGCUCCCAGUCCCAGUGCACCCCGCCCAAAUUGCCGGUGACGCCUCAGAACCAACAAAAACCCCGCGCGGAUCCCUCCGCUGCAUGUCCCUCGGUUUCCUACUUCGCGACCGCGGCGAUGCUGUCAUCUGGCGUGGACCUAAGAAAACCGCUAUGAUUCGCCAGUUCUUGUCGGAUGUAUUCUGGGGGCCGACUGAUUACCUGCUCAUUGAUACACCACCCGGAACAAGUGACGAACAUAUUGCGCUCGCUGAGCAAUUGCUUUCCCUCUCUACAACGGACGCCUCGGCAGCUGCACAGACUGGACUGCCCCGUUUGGCUGGCGCGGUGCUUGUUACGACACCGCAGGCUGUUGCGACAUCCGAUGUGCGCAAAGAGGCUAAUUUCUGUGUUAAGACAAAUAUUCCUGUUCUUGGGGUUAUUGAGAAUAUGUCCGGUUAUGCUUGUCCGUGCUGUGGAGAGGUGAGCAACUUGUUCUCCAGCGGUGGUGGACAGAUCAUGGCUGAGGAACUCAAAAUUCCGUUCAUGGGCAGUGUGCCCAUUGACGUGAAAUUUGGGGAGUUGGUCGAAGGAAAGAUGGAAGCUGGGGAUAGUGAUGAUGAGGAAAGCGAAGCACAAAAUGCUCAACCACAAGAAACUGCUGAACCUGAUGACCGGCCCCUCGUUGAACGAUACCGGGACUGUUGGUCCUAUCCCCGAUUUGAGGGCUUUUCGCAGACUAUUAUAAGUGGGAUUGAGGGAACAGCUACUACGACUUAG